CCCACGCUUCUCCAUUCCAUCCACGCCCGAGCUCCCACUCCUCCCAUCGUUCCGGAAUCCCCACGCGCGCCGCCGAUCGAUCGAUCGAGCUCCUCUCCCUCCUUCCUAUCGCCAGGUCGAUCCCGCCAUCUGAGGGCUUCCUCUCCGUGCUGUUACGAUCGAUGCAUUGAGCUCCUGACCAGCCAAGGUAACAGGUUUCUACCACCUUACAAAAUAGAGCCAUUUGCUGAAAUGGGGGGUGUAGUCGGAAAGGGAGACACCCCAAGGCACAGUUCAGCAGCAACAAAGUUAGAACAAAAGAUGGUUGAGGCCAUGCAGCAGAGGGCACAGGAAGGGACUUCUCUGAGAUCAUUCAAUAGUGUCAUUAUGAAGUUCCCUAAAAUUGAUGAGAGUUUGAGGAACUGCAGGAUUAUUUUUCAGCAAUUUGAUGAAGAUUCAAAUGGUGAAAUAGAUCAACUGGAACUGAAGCAUUGUUUCCAAAAGCUGGAUAUCUCAUUCACAGAUGAGGAGAUAAAAGAUCUAUUUGAGGCGUGUGACAUUUAUGAACAUAUGGGCAUGAAGUUUAAUGAGUUCAUUGUCUUCCUGUGCCUUGUUUAUCUUCUCAAUGAUCCAGCUGUGUCGAAGCAAAAAAGAAUGGGACUCGGUAACCUUGAGCCUACGUUUGAGACACUGGUUGACGCAUUUGUCUUCUUGGAUAAGAACAAAGAUGGAUAUGUCAGUAAGAGUGAGGUGAUAGAAGCGAUCAAUGAGACCUCUGCAGGAGAGCGUUCUUCUGGGCGCAUAGGCGUGAAAAGAUUUGAGGAAAUGGAUUGGGACAAGAACGGAACUGUAACCUUCAAGGAGUUUCUCUUUGCUUUUACUCGCUGGGUCGGGCUUGACGAGAAUGAAGAUGAUGACGACGAUGAUGAAUGAGCGCAACUGAAGAUUAGCCAUUCUGCAUAGCCCAAGUCAGCCUCAGUAGGCCUCCAACAGCUUUCCUGCCAAGAUAAUGAAAGAAUAGUUUAAAAUGUUCAUUGGUGUCUUGCCAAUUAUGCCUAUUUUUAGAGCGCCAGUUAUGUCUGUUUAUGUUCUUGUUAAUAGAAUGGACCAAAGUUGUUGACAGAAUUUUGCGAUAAAAGAUUGCUUUGGUAA
Lolium rigidum is the source of this 1131-nucleotide messenger RNA. RefSeq names its product probable calcium-binding protein CML21. The coding region runs from base 232 to 912 and encodes 226 amino acids. The record is from RefSeq and is a predicted model, not a curated record. The transcript is spliced from 5 exons. NCBI's taxonomy places the organism in Eukaryota, Viridiplantae, Streptophyta, Magnoliopsida, Poales, Poaceae. Gene Ontology annotation, molecular function: calcium ion binding.